AAUAAAUCAUAACCUAAAAUAUCGUAAAAAUGUCCCAAAAUGAAAAUGAAUCAAUACAAAAAGGCGAAGAUAAAGCAUUUAGAGUCAAAGCGGCGAUUUUUUUAGCAACCGUGAGUGGAGUUUCUGCUUUUGUAGGUUUUGGAGCGACUUUAGCGGCAGCUAGAAAACGAGAUCCCAAAUAUUUCAAUAAAGGAGUUGUUGCGACUAUAGAAUUGCAAGAAACUGGGGCUAAUUUAGCAUUAAGAGCUUUAGGUUGGGGGACAUUGUAUGCAUUUACCGGUUGUGGAUUGUUAUGUUAUGCAAUUUGGAAAAUAUCCGGUGCAAAAGAUAUGAAAGAUUUUCGACAUAAAGUUGGUUCCGCUCUUCCAACAAUCCCAAAAAAUAAUCCUCCUCAAGGUAGAACUGAAUUUAGUGGAUUAAAUGAUUUAAUGGAAUAUUUAUCAACAAGGAAGUAGUAAUAAAUGAAAAUAAUGUUAGUAAAAUUAGAAUAUAUCUUUUAUUUAUACGAAUUA
Molecule: messenger RNA, 512 nt
Organism: Onthophagus taurus
Lineage: Eukaryota; Metazoa; Arthropoda; Insecta; Coleoptera; Scarabaeidae
Product: transmembrane protein 242
Source: RefSeq, a predicted model, not a curated record